Lycium barbarum (goji berry) is the source of this 1366-nucleotide messenger RNA. RefSeq lists its product as uncharacterized. The transcript is spliced from 3 exons. NCBI's taxonomy places the organism in Eukaryota, Viridiplantae, Streptophyta, Magnoliopsida, Solanales, Solanaceae. The coding region runs from base 321 to 818 and encodes 165 amino acids. The record is from RefSeq and is a predicted model, not a curated record.
AUGGACAGCGCUAUCUUAUCUUCUAGUCCUUCUCUUACAUCAGAUUAUGUACUAUUGGUUUCGUACUUUGGAGGACAUGGAAAUAUUAAUAGUUUGGCUUUUUGGCGACGUCAAUUUUAUUGUGUGUCAUGGUCGAGCAAAAUUGAGUUUUAGAUAUUCCGGGGUCAGGGCCUCAACCAAGCGUAGUAGAACCCCACUUGCUUAUGCAAUUGGAGGAUCAUAUAUGGCAUGACGACCGCUCAAUGCAAUUCUAUCUAGUUGACAUAUCGGGUUCGCUAUUACUUGUAACCUGAUUUGCCCGUUAUUAUGGUCCAAAGCGCAUGGAAUGGUCUUCUCAUCGUUCUCACAAGACCACUGAAUUUAAAUUGUUUGAAUUAGAUAUAAUCAAUGGUGAAGUGAAGAAGGAGAUCAAUACCUUGGGAGAGUCGGCCAUCUUUUUGGACCGUAAUGGACCAAUUUCCAUCGACUCCUCCAAAUUUAAAGGAGUCGAGCCUAAUUAUAUAUAUUUUACCAAUGAUUGGUAUGAUCAUUUUGGAAUGGAAUGCGGUAAAAGAGAUACGGGGACUUACAAUCUUGAAACUGAAGAAAUUGAAAAUUUCUAUCCUGAAUUGUCCCUAAGUCCUGCUUACCCGCUAACUUGGAUUACACCAUCAUUCCAUGAUAAUCCUGCAAAAAAUCCAGAAGCUGCAAUUGAAAAUGGAGACUCAGCUAGUUUAAACGAAAUUCUUAACUUCAAAGGGCUGCAGAAGGUGGAGAGAUGGUGGAGUAGUGGGAAAAAAAAUAAUCUCAAACAAGUUUCCAGGUCUGCGAUUCCCUGAAUGAAUUGCAAAAUUUAGCAAUCAUAGGCAAGCCAAGGAACAAGAACAAGGGCUUAGACCUGCGUGUUGGAUCUGACUUUCCAGUUAGUCGUCCAGCAAGUCAGUCCAGAAUUAGGGACCUUAACAUCUUAUUUCUGUCAAUGUGGGAUUUCUCGGUGAGUUUGUUUUUUUCUUCUCUUUUUGGUCUGGUGAGUGUUGUGCACAACUCUUGUGGAUCUGUAUUCUGAACUGCAUAUAAAUCUUUCCCAUAUUAAGCUUUGAUAUUUCAUGAAUGCCUAUCUGAGUUCUGAUGUUUGUGCUAGUAUGCUAGUGCACUAGCGAAAUCCAGAAGAUUAUGAUGCACUUUAUAAUUGGGCACUGGUUCUUCAGGUAAUUUGGUUUCUCUGUUUUCUGGACUGCUUGUUUUACAAUUUCCUUUUUGUCAUCUUAUGAAAUCUUUUUCCAGGAAAGAUCUAUAGAAAAGGAAAAAGAAUGUGAGAAAGAGAAACCCCAUUAUCUAUGUAUAAUGAUCCGUCUCUUCCUUUUAUAGAGAAACCCCGGUUGUUAUG